Messenger RNA from Fusarium verticillioides 7600, 3356 nucleotides. RefSeq lists its product as hypothetical. Gene Ontology annotation, molecular function: magnesium ion transmembrane transporter activity; cobalt ion transmembrane transporter activity; magnesium ion binding. The coding region runs from base 785 to 3100 and encodes 771 amino acids. The transcript has 5 exons. The record is from RefSeq and is a predicted model, not a curated record. Gene Ontology annotation, biological process: transmembrane transport; metal ion transport. Gene Ontology annotation, cellular component: membrane. NCBI's taxonomy places the organism in Eukaryota, Fungi, Ascomycota, Sordariomycetes, Hypocreales, Nectriaceae.
AGAAUGUUAAAGACGGAUACUAAAUUACAGGCAAUUUUGUAGAAGGCCGUGUUCAAGCGAACGUCAAACUGAGUUGGUGACCGACAAAACGCCUUUUUCCAGUACAGCCUCGUUAUCAGAGCCCUAUGGGAUUGAUCCUCCAUUCCCCGGCUGGUCUCUCACCCCAUAUCAAAUCAAGAAUUGGGUUUCGGCAAAGACUCGGGACGAGUGAGGCUUGCGAGCCCUUGGCAGCCCUAUCAUGAAGCAAUAGUAUGUAUACCGUACACAUACGCAAAUUGUCGACAUGAGAAUUUAUCCAUUGGUGUACAAUGGUAGGUGCUGUCAUGGGUGCUUUCAGACUGCUCGCUAACUUUCUGGGUUAUUCUUUAGAGAAGGUUGAAAGCUGUACCUUGUCUCGGAUGCCAGUGACUGGGGAUGCGUGACAUGUGGACGAACACUUGUUGGUCCUCGGAGUCAUCGUUAGUGCCCGCGUCACUUGGGCACACUAAGAGCUUGACAUAGCUUAUCUUGCUUCACUCAAGGAUCUUUCGUUUGCCCUACCUUUUCCUCUCACAACCAUCCCUUCUUUUGCUUAUUCAACCUUAACCAUGGAUGUUGGCCGAGCAUGACCCAGCCGCAACAUUCAUCGGGGUCCGCCGAUGACUUGCAAUCAGGCUCGAGUCUGGAAGAAUAGAAAUACCCCUCGACCUUCCACCUCCAUCUCCUUUCUUGACAGCGACUUUUAUAGUAUUAGAAUAUCAUGUGAAUAUUUCCAUUUUCAAGCCAAGUGACGUGAAGCUCAUCAAUGACCACAAACACUUCCUCUCAGGCUCUAGAUGAUCUUGUCAGAGCAACCGACAACUUUCGCGAACAAUAUCUACGCGCUCUGACAACCCUUCAAGAUGGCCUCGUCGCUCAUCGACGAGACACAGCAGAAAGCCAUGCUCGCAGCAGCAUCUCCAUGCCUGAGCCCUACGGCCCAUUCACACCACCCUUGAGAGCUUCCACGGGCCCUACAUUCGCAUCAGAGGCCUCUUUGUCUCCUAUCUUCCGGCGAGGGCGGGCCGCAACUCUUGAGAGCACAAAAGAAAGACCAUCUUUGUCUGCUGAGCCUCAGCACUUUACGGGUUCGCCAAGUGGCAGUCAUCGCGUUGUCUUUGCCCAGGACGAGGAUGUUUCUUUCAUUCCUCUCCCUCUCCUGGAUAACACGACAGCUACUACCACAACGCGAGAGGUUGAGGACUAUCCCCAUAACAUUGUCAGGGAUCAUCUCGGCCAGGCAGACUGGGCCGAUAGUCAACUCCUCCAGCAUCUGAAAGUCGAAGAUUUCACCCCCGAAAUGGCACCCUUUCUGGACGAUAUCAUGAAACGACGUUCCGAGAUUGAUAUAGAUGUACCCUUCCGUGAAUUUGCGGCGUAUGAGAGAGAGCAGUAUAGUCAGUCUACAUUUGAAGUGUACGAGGUUGGCCAUAACUGUAAACUCACCAAACUCAGCGCUGACGGAGAUGGAGACGCGCAGUCAGAUGUCAAGUAUACGGGCGAGGGCCCCUACGAGAUUCCGGCUGAUAAUGUCGACGCCCCUACGGUUUGGGAAACAAUCAGGGUUGUCAACCGAAUCGGCACGUCUACAGGCCGAAUCACCAUCGUCCAAGAGCCUACACCUCUUAUCCUCGCUGCACUUCACUGGACCAUGUCGUCACACUUUGAUAUGAAUGAGCUGCUCACUCAUCUCCUCUCUGACGAGCCUAACCGUGGCCGUACCCAUGCAUUCAUGACUAGAGCCUACGAGAGGCCCCCCUCCCAAGCAACUUCUCACUCGCCCAUCGUUGUCCCAUCGUCGCCGGUCCCGCUCACUGCCAGGCUGUCGGUGUCACCAACCCCUCCUACACCCAACGUUCGUCAGAGGUCUUUCUUCUUUGUAUUCAAGUACUACACAGUUGUCAGUCACCCUCUCGAGCCAGCUCCUUGGCAGCGUUUCGAUAAAAGACCUUCAGAAAGUCGUCUCGGGGAUCAUAUUGAUAUCGCUGAAUGCGGCUCUGUAUUGGCUCUAUCACUCGGCGGAGACUCUCGCAAAGCUCCCCCUAUGCGUUCGAGAAGAGAGCGUGCUCGAGAAGGGGUUCUAUUCGAUACAUUUGGCCCAUGGCAGUUACUUGCUAUCCAGAGUUUUCCUGAUAACUCUCAUACUGUCCGUGGUCCGGAGUUUCAGGAGAAGAAAUAUGUCAAUGGACCAUAUGCGUUUCUGGACCUACUCAUCUCCGAGUACCGUGAUGCUACAAAGCGAAACCUGAUCCUCCAUGAGCGAGUCACCAAGCUCAUCACUCCCCCGACCGAAUUCAUGUUUGACCCUAAACUCAGGGACAAGCUGUUAUUCGAAGACAAGCACUUCACCUACAUCCGAAGGUACUUCUGGGCGUACAACACCCUUGCUGUUGUGAACACGGGUAUCAAGUCAAUGAUCGCGGCAUAUAUCGACACAUUUACAGACAGCUUCUGGGCCGGCACCCACCCGAUUCUAUGGCCGCAUCACGCAGCUGAUUCGCCUGAUGGGAUUGCCUAUAGUAAACACAUGGCUAAACUGCGCUGUGAGCUUGACAAAGUUGUCCAAGAGCUCACGGAGGUUCUCAAACGCAACGAACGAACCCGUAAGGAGAUCGAAAACCUGCGAGAUCAGCUCUUCAGUGGAAGCUCCAUCAAGGAAAGCCGGAGAGCUAUUGAACAGGGCGACAACAUUAAAGUCCUCACAAUGAUCAGUAUGAUCUUCUUACCACUUACUUUUGUCACGUCUGUCUUCGGUAUGACGGUCUUUACAGUCCCUGCAACCGACUGGCGAUUUCCCCUGACCAUGAUCCUCGUCUGUGUCCCCUUCAUGCUUCUCGUGACUUUCCUCCAAACACGAUCAUUUAGUGUCCUACUGCGCAAGCUUGGUGCCAUUGGCAGUGCACCCGUUCGUCUCAUGACCCAAUCUCGGAGCCGGUCUCGAGAGAUCACAGAUGUCCCUGAUAAUAUCUCAGCGGCCAGGGUGAGACGAGGUAGUGGUACAUUUCUCGAGAGGAUUGCAGCCAGACUUUGGACCAAGAGGUCAGCACAGAAAGUCGAGAGGGAUGAUUUCGGGGGUGUUUAGUUAAGUUUAUGGUCCUCAUUGCGAGGUAAACGGCUUCAUUUGUAUAACAAUUACGGCUUCGGGGCGUUCUCGCUUUCUCGCAGGACAACGAUGUUCAGUAUCAUUGUGGCUUGAUACGAUUACGAAUUAUGGUUACGAAUUAUGAGAUAUGAUGGCAAGAGAUAUAGGCAUCUACGAUCAUGUAUCUACACGAAAGUUAUCAGAUUAACCCCGUUCCAUUGUUGAUACUUAGUUUCGAAUGUAUGCUUUUUCUGCU